Cinara cedri is the source of this 7036-nucleotide messenger RNA. NCBI's taxonomy places the organism in Eukaryota, Metazoa, Arthropoda, Insecta, Hemiptera, Aphididae. The record is from the annotation of a GenBank genome assembly.
CGUGAUUUAGAGUUUAGUAAAUUAUUUUGAAUACUAGAUAUUGAAUACCAAUAACUUAAGUUUUGUUGGAAAUAAAUAAUAAUUGUGGAUUGUAUUCUGGUGUUAUUACAAUAUGAAAACAAAAAAGAAUGAAAAAAAACUAAAUCCAUUUGAAGUACAUAUAAAUAACAAGAAAUUUACUAUAUUAGGCCGUAAAUCAAAAAAUGAAGUGGGCAAACCAGGUAUUGCUCGGUCAAAGUCAAUUCAAAAGGUAUUUAUGAAUAUAUUUCUGUGUGUUUAUGUAUUUGAACCAACUAUUGCGUUUUAUUUGUAGAGGAAGAAAUCGUUAUUGAUCGAGUACAAACUUAAAGAUAAAUCAAAUAAAUUUGUUGAUCGUCGAAUAGGUGAAAAAAACCGAGCAAUGACAGCUGAAGAUCGUAUUAUUGCCCGAUUUACUGCAAGUAGAGUUAGAGAUCAAAAAGUAUGUAUCAAUAUGUUUAUAAUAUAAUAUUAUAAUUAUCAUUAAUGUAUACAUUAAUUUUUAAAAGAAAAUGAAAUAUAAUUUGGGCGAAGAAGAAGAUCUUACUCAUCAGGGCCAAACACUGUCUACUAUUGAAAAAUUUGAAAAACCUAUAAGUGAUGAUGAUGAUGAUUCAGAUGACGAACACACUAGUGGAAAGUUGGCAGGUUCUGAUUAAAUUUGUAUUCAUUGUACUUGACCUUUUGGUUUUCUACCAUGAUAAUAUAUUUAUUGAAUAUCAUUCUUUGAAUAAUGAGCAUAAAUUAUUUUUAGCCGAAUUUGUUGAAAAGGCUCAUUUUGGCGGAGGUGUUUUAAGCAGAGCUGGUGAUGGUGAAAGUAGUCAUCGUGAUUUGAUUGACAAAUUGAUAGCUGAAUCAAAAUUACGAAAGUAUGAAAAAAAACAACUUAAACAAGAGACAAAUGAUCUGACUGAGCAGUUAGAUAAAGAUUGGAAAGAACUCAUGCCUGUUGUGCCAACUAAAAAUCGUGGUGACAUAGAUGAUGAAGAUGAACCUCCUAUGAAAAAGAAAGUUGAUAAAAAUUCAUAUGAUGUUCUUAUGAGAUCAUUAAAGUUUGAUCGCAGAGGAAUGGUAUGUUUAUUUUUAAUGAAAUUGUAUUUUCUAUUUUAUUGGAUUUAAAUUAUUUUUUUGUUUUCUAGGCCAGUGAUAAAUUGAAAUCUGAAGAAGAAAUUGCUAGAGAGGAAAAGAAACGUUUAGAGAAAUUAGAAUCAGAAAGAUUAAAAAGAAUGAAAGGUAUAAAAGAUGAUGAAAUUAUUAAACACCGGAGUGCUGAUGAUUUGGAUGAUGGGUAUGUAAUUUAUGCUAAAUAUUUCUUUUGUUUUAUUAUAAUUUAUACGUGUAUAUAUACAUACAUUUUUAAUAAUAAUGGUUUAUUAUUGUAUUGAAAUAUCUUUUAUAUUUAUACUAAUAAUGUUUAGCUUUGAUUUUGGUGAUGAUGAAAUACAGCCUUUAGCUUAUGAUUCUGAAGGAAAACCAUUGAAUUGUGGUGAUUUAGUUCCUGUAAAUGAAGAUAAUGAUGGUAAUUUAUAAAAUAUAAAUUUUUAAAUUAUUAAUUUUGAUUUGAUGUUGGACACUUUUGGAUGCGAUAUAAUUGUGCGCGGUCCUUAUCGGUGGUAUCUUUUUAGAUGUACGAUUGUGUGUGCUAUAAUAUUUUUACUUCUAUGCAAAUGUUUCCAAAUAUAUAGGUGCACGGUAAAUCAGAUUUUAUUUAUCUGACUUAUUAUUUCCGAUACCAGAUAAAAAAUACAAAAUUUCUAGCACUUAUCUGGAAUUAUUAUUUUUACUGUAAAUUCUCAAAUAGGUACAAAUAUACUAUAAUAUAGUUUAUAUCUCUUCUAUAAGGCCUCUUAUAUAUAUUUUUUAGUAGUGAACAAGCACACAUUUUUUGAUGCAUCAGACAGCUGGCUGAUGGAUAUGUCAAAUGGAGGUGCUGUAAAAAAUAGUGUAUGUCUAUCAAUGACAACUGAUAAUUCCAUUUUAAAAAAUAGUGAGCAUAAUCUCCCUGUAGAUUUAAUUCAAAGAAAGACAUCUAGGAUAAUGGGGACCAGUGCUGCUAUUGUUAUAGAUAAUUUAAUGUAUGUCUGUAAGCAACGAUAAACCAAAAAAACACAAUAUAAUACAAUACAUAAAAUAUAAUAAAUAUAUAAUAAUAAAAUACAAAAAAACGAUUCUGAACGGAGUUCAGUUGAUAAUGAUGUUUUGUCAACAAUAUAUAUGUCAUUUUAUAGUAAAAUAAUUAAAUAGGCUUUAUUAAUUUUCUUUUAAAAUAUUUGUUUAAUGUUGUACUGAUUUCCCUAUGUUUUUCCUGGUUUUCCAAUGUUUUAUCCGAGUUUUUCCCAUUUGCUGGAAAAAUUCCUGAAAAAAUCGAAAAAUGACCUCUCUAAUGUUUCUUCCUAGUGAAAUUACCUUUUAGAAACAUUGCUAUCAUUAAAAGUUUGAACAAAAUUGCUGGUAGAAAAGUUGUUAAUUAAUUAGAAUUGAACUUAUAAAUAACAUUACAGCACAAAGAUAUAAAAUCAGUUGGAAAGGUUAUUUAUAUUGAACAAAAAAACUUCCCUCCCUACCCUGCAUCUGAAGAAGAAAAUGCCAUACGGAAAUUAGGGGAGUUACAAAGUGGAGGUCUUUUAAUUAUUGUAUUUUAUGACGUAUACUGAAUUUAUAAUAAACAUAUUACAAAACUAUGGUAUUUGGCAACAUCGCUUCAAAUAUUGCGUGUAAUCAUAUGCUUUUCAAGGGUCAAAAUCAUAUUCUUUGUCAUUUCGUUACCAUGCGCAGUCCUAUACUUAAAAAGGUAAACGCACACAAUUUUCACCGGCAAAAUUUUUGUUAUCUAUUGUUAGAUAUUUAAAAAUGUUGAUUAAUAAUAUUUUUAUUAGACAAAAUCCAUGUAGAAAUAUAGAAAUUAUAUAUAUUUGAGAUUUAAAGACACUUUUAUUUAGUUUUAUAAAAAAAAAAUUUUUUUGUUUAAAAAAUUGGCUAAAGCGUGUAUAAGUUUUAUUUUCACAACUACUAAGUUUCGGCUUACAUCAUCAUCAGGUUGAUGAUAAACAAUGUAAUUAAAUGGCUUACAUAAUAUAAUUUAAAAAAGGAACAAUAUACAUUUUAAAACAAAAAUAAACAGCCGUUAUAAUAUCAAAUAAGUGUGUAUGUAUGUUUUAUAACAAAUCGAUAGCAAAGAAAUUUGAUUAAAUAAUGAUGAUGGAGUAAGUCAGAACUUAGUAGUUAUGUAAAUAAAAUAUACAUACGCUUUAUGUCAAUUUUUGAACAAACUUUUUUUUUUUUUUUUUUUUUUUAUAUAAUUUAUAAUUGAUGGUGAUUACUAAUAUUUGAAAUAUUUUCUGAAGUACAUUUUUUUUUAACAAAAUUUUAAUUACAUUUAAUUUAUCAGAAAUGUUCAAAUUAUAAACUUGUAUUCUAGUGACAUUUUAUGUUUUUUUUUUUUUUUUUAAACCUGUACUUAUUUUUUAGCAAAUUACAAAGAAAAUGAAAUGAAUUCCGAAGAUGAUGUUGACGAGGAAAAUGAAAAUAGUGAUGAAAUGAGUUCAGAUGAAGAAUUAGUAGAUGAUAUUGAGAACAAUUUAGAUAAUGAUAUGAGUGAUCUAAAAGAAGAAAAUGAGAUUUCCGACGAUGAAGAAACUAAAAAAGUUCUCAUUGAAAAAGAAAAAAAGAAAACAACAAAAUUAUUUACCCAGAAGUUAAAAGAAAAAAAAUUAAUUAUGGAUGAAGCAAGAAAACAGUUGCCUUUUACUUUCACAGGUAAAUAUAUUUAUAGUGGAAUUUUGAUAUCACCUUAUUCUAUGGAUACAUGUGGAUAGUAAACAUAUUAUUAUUAUUAUAUUUACUAUUGGCAUUAUUGUUUGUAUAUGUUUUUUAUAGUAUUUACAUUUUUCAUUAAAGAGAUACUUCUACACUAUUGUAUGUGUAUAAAAUUAUCUAUUUUAAAAAGGUUUUGAGUGGGUUUCAAUCUGAACAUUCUAUUUUUCCAUCUGAAAUAAUUUAAACUAUGAUGUACAAACUUAUUAAAUUAAUAACAUUUUUUAAAAAUGUUAUUUAUAUGAAAUUACCAAUUUCUUAAAAGACUUAAUUUUAUAAUUUAUAAUAUAAAUUGAUAAUUAAUUAUUAUUUGAUUUUGAUUAAUCUAAUAUUUAUUUGUAUUAAACAAUAAUCGAUUAUGUGUUCUUUCAAUUUUAUUCAGUAUCAAAUAUUUAUCAGAGAAUUGGUUUAGAACGUUUAGAUUUUGAAGUAUUUUUAAAUUUGUAGUGCCUGAAUCUUAUGAAGAAUUUGAAGAAACAUUAGAAAAUAAAACUAUUGCAGAGCAAAUAGUUAUUAUUGGACGAAUGAUCAAAGUUAAUCAUCCAAGUUUAGGCAAUGAUAACAGAUCAAAUUUACAACGCUUCUAUCCUUAUCUUUUACAAUAUUUAAAUGAUAAUUCACAUUCUAUAGUGAGUUUUAAAUUUGUAUAUCAAAUAAUUUUUGUAAUCCAUGUAAUUUAUUAAUAUUAAUAUUUGUCAUUUUAGGAUGGCUGGAAGAUACUUAAUUCAUUAUCUCCAUAUUUGUAUGAUCUAACACAGUUCUUCCCCGAAUAUGCAGCCAAAUGUUUAAUUGAAGUCUUAAAAGAAAAACAUACUGACUUUGUUCAGUCAACACCAAAACAAAUAACUUCAGACAUGGUAAUGUAGAAAAAAUUGAAAUAUUGUAAAACCCAAUAUACAGUAAGAAAUAAAUGUCUUUUUUUAUAGUUGAUUUUUUUAAAAUUGGUUCCACUAUUAUAUCCACCAUCUGACUAUUAUCACCCAGUUUGUACUUGUGCUGUUAUGAUAGCUUGUGAGAUAUUAUCAUUAACUAGGAUUAAAAACCGUUCAGAUAUAGCAUUAUGUUUAUUGUUGACAACAAUUUUAUUAGAAGUAAGUGUUUAAUUUGAAAAUUUUAAUAAAACUUGUAUGUAGUUAUUAUUUUAUAGUUUAUUAACUUUCUAUUUUGGCAUUAUAUUAUUCAUUAGUAUAUUCAGUUGUCUAAAAGAUACAUACCAGAAACAGUAAAUAUAUUACGAGGCUUUUUAUUGAUGGCAACUGAGAACAGCUCUGUGAGUUAUGUACAACAAUUUAGACCUAAUAUGAAAAUGUUGAUUAUUCAAAAUAAUGAAAUUCCCACUGAAUGGCCAACCAAAUUAAGCAUACAUGAAAUAUUUAAUGAAAGAGACAUAGACAAUACUUUUAAACUGACUUCAUUGUAUAUCACAUUAGAUUUAGUGUGUAGAUUUUGCAAAUUAUGUGAAGGUAUACCAAGUGUUCAAGAAAUUUGGAAUCCACAUUUGUCAAUCAUAAAUUCACUCCGGGUAAUUUUUUAUUGUCAUUAAUUUUAAUAUUUGUUAAGAAAACAUUUAUUUAUUUUUUGUGCUCUUUAUUAUUUUUAUAUGUCUGUAUUAAAUAUAUUAAUUUAUUUUAUACUAUUUAGAUCGAAUCUGACAAAAUGAAUGAGCAAAUUGAUAAAACAAAAAUACAAUUACAGAUUAUUGACAAAAAACUAGAGAAACUUCAGACUUUAUCAAACAAACCAAAAGCACUACGAUUAUAUGAGCCUAGAAUCCAAAAAAUGUAUAUACCUGUUUAAUAUUUGUAUAAAAAUAAAACAAUACUAUAUUGUGAUUUAAUGCAUCAUACAUAUUUUAUUAUUUAACAGAUACGAUGGUCGUACAUUUAAAAUGCAAUCAAAAGAGAAAGCUGAAAGGUCAAAACUUCAGCAUCGCAUUAAACGUGAAAUGAAAUCUGCUGUUCGUGAAAUUAGAAAAGAUAAUAGUUUCUUAUCUAAACUUAAGUAUCAUGAACAAACUAAAAGGUUAAUGUCUAUUUAUAUUUUUAUGUAUUAUUAUUUUUAAUGUAUCUAAUUUUAAUAAUUAUCAAUAUUAUUAUUUUUUAGUGAUAUGGAGAGGCGUCAAAAAGUCAAACAGAUUUACAGUUGGGGUGCAAAUCAAGCUCAGGAAAUUAAUAAAAUGGACAAAAAAAAUAAAAAAUAAAUUUCUUUAGUUAAAUAUUUUUAAUUAGGUAUAUGCUUAUAUAUUUAAUUUAAAUUUUAUAGUACAGUUUUUUUAUAAGUAAUUUUAUUGUUUUACACAAUCAUUAAAUUGUAUUUAAUGUUUUAAAAAUACAAUAUUAUUGAUGUAGAGUAUUAUUUUCUAUAUUUUAUCAUAACAAAUGUAUUACUAUAAUUAAAAUCAAAUUUUAAGUAUUAGAUUCUGAAUAGAGAGAUAAGUGUAUUGGUUUUACUAUACUAUAAUCUUAUUUAUUUCUCAUGUUGGUGGGAAGUAGGAGAGGUUUUUUUUAAAAUCGUAAAUUUUGUAAUAGAUACUAUUAUUAAUUAAAACAAUUAGCAAACUGUUUUUUCCCAAUUACUAAGAAAAUUACACAUAAAAUAAAACAAAUGAAUUACGAACUAUACUCUAUUUGGAAUAAGAACAGUAGUCGGUGGCUACAAGCUUUUGUUGCCAAAGGUCAAAGUCACUCCCAUUCUUAUAAUAUUCACUCCCUUGGACAGCAGUGCCAGCGCUCCGUGCGUGUAGAGAUGGCUACGCCUAUUCGCACAACUUGGCCACUGAUUACUGUUCUUAUUCCGAAUAUAGUAUAGACAACAUUUUCUGUCAGAAAAGAUGCUUGAUACUCUUGAAAUUUAGAGGAUGAUUAUUUAUAUAGAUUACUUAUGAAAAUAAAAUUGAUUUUUUUUUUCUGGUUUAUCCUAAUUAGGAAAACGAUUUGAAAAAUCAAAAAAAUGACUUCUUCAAUGCUCCUACUAGAUCCAAAAUGAUACAAAAAAGCGUUAGUCUUUUUUUGAUUGGAGCAAGAUUUCUGGUAGAAGUUGUACACAGAUAGAAAAAUACAAAUCACAUAUAGCAAAACUAAAACAUAGAUAUAUUGAAUAGAACAAAAGUUAUUGUAUUUGUUAGAACACUCUAAAACAAGUAGCUUUUUUAUUCUACUUUGAAAAAUACACGAGUACUUUUUAAAAUAAUAUCACCAUACGGCAC